Periconia digitata is the source of this 999-nucleotide messenger RNA. Lineage: Eukaryota; Fungi; Ascomycota; Dothideomycetes; Pleosporales; Periconiaceae. The record is from the annotation of a GenBank genome assembly.
UCUUGCCCACGAUUGCUUGACAAGUCUGCAUUCGUCCGCGUCUGCCUUCCUCCCAUCCCUCACACACCCACUCUUCCGCUCACCAUGCCUCCCAAAUCCAUUCUCAAGAAGACCACCGUCGUUGCCAAUCAGCCGCCCCCCGCCACCGACGACCGCCCUGUCAACAAGAAGCACCUCGAGGUCGCUCUGCACCAUGCCAACAUCAUCGAGCAGCGCAAGACCGCCGAGAGGGAGGUUCUCGACAGCAUCAUAACCCUGCUGGACUUUCCCGAGUCGCCAGACGCCGAUCCGCGCCGCCCCUCAUCGUCCGACGCUCUCCGCUUCAGCCAGGCUGUCGCUCCCUUUCAGCCUGCCGACUAUGACUCGCUCAUUGAAGAGCGCAACAUCGCAGCCAAGUGCGGAUACGCUCUCUGUCCACGCCCCAAGCGCAAAGCCCCGUCCGCCGCCAGGAAGCAGUUCGUCGAUACCUCGCACGGCGUCCAAAUAGUUGACAAGAAAUCCCUCGAGGUGUGGUGCUCAGACGACUGUGCGCGCAGGGCACUCUAUGUAAAGGUGCAACUAAAUGAGGAACCUGCGUGGCUACGACAAGGUAGUCAUGGCGAUAAGAUUGAGCUCAUGGUGGAAAACAGCGAGGAACAUCACAAGGCCCUGCCGUUGCGACUGAAGGAGCCAGCCGACUCCAAGAAGCCCGCUGACCGCGAAGAGGAAGAUGUGGCCGCUGCGUGGGCUGCGCACGAUGAUGCUCUGGCUGAUCUUGCUAUCGAGCGUGGGGAGAAGCCGGGGCGCCUCAGCAAAGCCAACAAAGAUCUUAUACAAGACAAAAUCAGGGAGAGAGUAGCUGCCACUCCCCCAGAACCUCCAUCGCUCCCCAAGGACACCAUUUUUCAGUCGCAUAUGGCAAUUGAAGGCCACAUUCCACGGUCAUCAAAGAGCAAAGACGAGAAUGAUGACGAUGACGACGGAAACGACGCGCAAGAUUGGGAUAAACACAUGGGUUGA